CUACCACGACGCGAAGUGCGGUUUCUAACGGUUAAAGUGCAAAUUGCCGUGCAUUUAGUUAACUGCUCGACUGCAGUUUUGUGAGGCGUUGCCAAUGCCACUCUCUGUCUCUACAUAUCUGAUACAAUAAAUAUUUGAAAAAUAACAUAUAUAGAGCCCAUCAUUUUUAAUUGGCAAAUUAAUAGUCGUAGCCAAGGGUAUGCUGUUGCACAUUCCGCAUCUUGCCAUGAUUCGUAUCCUCGUUGGAGUGCUUUGCUUCGCCAUUUGGUCGCCGGUUAGCCAGGCUCUGAGUCCUGGCUUGCAGGUGGCCAAGCAGUGGAAACUCAUACGCUAUAACUUUGAGCCUCAGGCCCCGAUCACUGAUCCUAAUUUCUAUAAUCCCGAAAAUGUUCUAAUUACUGGAAUUGCUGUUACGGAUGAUAGGAUCUUCGUGGCCACACCGAAGCUCUUUUCAGGAGUUCCCUCAACCGUAAGUUGGGUGUCCAAGGCGCAGUUUGGGGAUUCUCCCACAUUGCAGGCUUUUCCGGAUUGGUCCUUCUCCAACACAGGACGCAGUGACUUCAACUGCAGUGAUCUCGUCCUGACAUCAGUUUAUCGCCUCCGUCUGGACUCCUGCAAUCGCAUUUGGCUGCUGGAUGCUGGAAUUUCACGAUCCCUAGAGGACUACGAAAUCACCUGCCCGCCCAAGAUCUUGGUAGUGGAUUUGGCUACGGAUCGCGUGGUGCGUAGAAUUGAUUUUCCUCCAGAGGUUCUGCGUGGAGAAUCCCUAUUCACCAACAUGGUGAUUGAUGAGACAACAGCCAAGGGAUGUGAUGAUGUAUUUGUUUAUAUCACGGAUACCGUUGAGCCGGGAAUAAUUGUGUAUGAUAGUGGUAAGGAUGUCACCUGGAGGGUAUCCCAUCCAGCCAUGUAUCCCGAUCCGGAUUUCGCCCAGUCGGAGAUCCAUGAGCAUCGUUUUGUUUUAAUGGACGGAGUGGUUGGUCUGACGUUCGAUGAGCGCACCGGUGUGGUUUACUUCCAGCCCUUGGCAACAGACAGAGUUUUCUCCGUUCACAAGAAUGUCCUACGUGCUGGUCCUUUGCCAGAUGGUAAAAUGCUGGAUGUCAAACUGGUGGGCAAGAAGAGUUCCCAGGGCAUUGGACUCUCGGUAUCGCCAUUUGACAGCAGCCUGAUCUUCAGUCCCCUGACUGAAACAGCCAUCGCUUCAUGGAAUCCAACUACUAAUCAGCAAUCGGUCUUAGCAUUUGACAGAGAUCAGUUGCAGUUUGUGGCUGAUAUAACCACUACGAAAUCGGAACCAGGUGUGAUAUAUGCCAUAGCCUCCAAGUUCCAUCGCUUCUUCCUGAAGAACCUAAAUCCCAAUGAAUUUAAUAAUCGUAUUUUGAGAUUGGAACUGCCUGCUAGCAACUCUCUGCUGGGUCAUCGAGUUGCUCUCCCUCCAGCACCCACUCACAAUAGUCUGUUGAACUUUGGCGUUUACAAUACUCACGGUCAGACCUCGACGAAUGCUUUGCAAACGUAUUUCACCAGUCCGGCGCUGACCACGCCCUUUACCACCAAAUCGCCCUUUAAGUUCGAAACGGGAGGAAUCGUCAACUAUGCCGCACGAAAUCCAUUUACAGCUCUCAAUCAAGGCGAGGCUUUUCCGCCCAGCAAAGCGACCAGGGACAACUAUCAGCGUUCCUAUUUGGACACCCUGGUGGGCACAACGGCCCCGGCGGCCACCACCCGAGUGGUUUCGGUGCCACCCACCGCCUACAGCGGUCGCCAUAGUGGUUACUACUAUCAGCGAGCCACGAGAUCGUUGGGACAGCAGUAAAAAGAAAUAAACUUGCGCAGACGCUGCGUAUACGCAAUGUAAAUAAUGCUCUAUAAAUGUAAAUUGAAUAAAUUAAUUUAAUGACA
Molecule: messenger RNA, 1905 nt
Organism: Drosophila eugracilis
Lineage: Eukaryota; Metazoa; Arthropoda; Insecta; Diptera; Drosophilidae
Product: major royal jelly protein 1
Exons: 3
Coding region: 200-1819 (539 amino acids)
Cellular component (GO): extracellular region
Source: RefSeq, a predicted model, not a curated record